Messenger RNA from Durio zibethinus, 1215 nucleotides. Its product is annotated as patatin-like protein 1. Gene Ontology annotation, biological process: lipid metabolic process. Gene Ontology annotation, molecular function: glycerophospholipase activity; monoacylglycerol lipase activity. NCBI's taxonomy places the organism in Eukaryota, Viridiplantae, Streptophyta, Magnoliopsida, Malvales, Malvaceae. The record is from RefSeq and is a predicted model, not a curated record.
AUGGAGAGCUCUGCAGUUAUGCCAUCAAGCUAUGGUAAAAAAAUAACAGUUUUAAGCAUUGAUGGGGGAGGAAUUAGGGGUAUAAUACCAGCAAUUAUCUUGAGUUUCCUUGAACUCAAGUUACAAGAACUAGAUGGAGAAAAUGCUAGGAUUGCAGAUUAUUUUGAUGUGAUUGCAGGAACUAGCACAGGGGGUCUCAUGACAGCCAUGUUAACAACUCCCGACGACAAUGGGCGUCCUCUUUUUAGGGGAAAAGAUAUUGCUCCAUUCUAUCUCAAACAUGGCCCUAAAAUAUUUCCUCGCACCAACUUCAAGUACCAGAUGACAAUGAAAAUGAAAGCUCUAGUGAGACCUAAAUACGAUGGAAAGUAUCUGAGGAAGAUAAUUUGCAGAGUACUAGGAAGUCGAAGGCUUCACGAGACUUUAACCCGUGUUGUUGUACCAACGUUUGACAUCAAAUUGCUUCAACCCACUGUUUUCACAACCUUUGAGGCAAAGAUAGACCGUUCUAAAGAUGCUUUGCUAUCAGAUAUUUGUAUUGGUACUUCUUCAGCUCCGACUUAUUUUCCACCUUAUACAUUUAAAACCAAAGACUCAGAAGGAAAUGAUAGGGAAUUUCACCUUGUUGAUGGAGGGAUAGCAGCAAAUAACCCUGCACUGCUCGCAUUGAUGCCAACAGGACCAGCUUUUCCAAGUGAUGAAGAAAUUUCGCUGGGACGAGCCCUUAACUAUGAGAAUUAUUUGAUAAUUUCACUAGGCACAGGAACUAGCAAGAUGGAAAAGAAAUACAAUGCAAAAAUGGCCGCAAAAUGGGGAAUUCUUGGGUGGCUUUACAAUGAAGGAAGUUCUCCAUUAGUGGAUGCAUUCACCUUUGCUGGAGCGGAUAUGGUUGACCUUCACAUGUCAUUCAUUUUCAGGUCUAUUAAAUCUGAGCAAAGCUAUCUUCGUAUCCAGGAUGACAAAUUAAGAGGGGAUGAAUCAUCAACUGAUAAAGCUACAAAAAAAAAAAUGAAGAACCUUGUACAGAUAGGUGAAAGGCUCUUGCAGAAACCUGUUUCAAGGAUGAAUCUUGACAGUGGAAGUUUUGAACCAGUUGACAAUGAAGGAACCAAUGAACAAGCUCUCUCCAGAUUUGCAAAGCUGCUGUCCGAGGAGAGGAAGCUGCGCAGGGCAGAGAUUGCAAAGCAGCUUGACAUAAAGGAAUUCUGCCCCUGA